Molecule: messenger RNA, 2766 nt
Organism: Terrapene triunguis (Three-toed box turtle)
Lineage: Eukaryota; Metazoa; Chordata; Testudines; Emydidae
Gene: ARFGAP3
Product: ADP ribosylation factor GTPase activating protein 3
Exons: 16
Coding region: 80-1639 (519 amino acids)
Biological process (GO): COPI coating of Golgi vesicle
Molecular function (GO): GTPase activator activity
Source: RefSeq, a predicted model, not a curated record
CGUGUGAGGGCGGCCGGCUCCUUCGCUUCCCUGCCCUGUGGCCGCUGCCGCCGCGAGCGGUCCCCUGCACGGCGUGGCCAUGUGCGAGCCCCGCAAGCAGGACAUUGUCGCCAUCUUCAAACGGCUCCGCGCCGUCCCCACCAACAAGGUGUGUUUUGACUGUGGAGCCAAAAAUCCUAGCUGGGCAAGCAUAACAUAUGGUGUUUUUCUUUGUAUUGAUUGCUCAGGGACCCAUCGAUCACUUGGUGUUCACUUGAGUUUCAUUCGAUCUACGGAAUUAGAUUCCAACUGGUCUUGGUUUCAGUUGAGAUGCAUGCAAAUAGGAGGAAAUGCUAAUGCCUCUGCAUUUUUCCAACAACAUGGGUGCAUAACAAAUGACACCAAUGCCAAGUACAAUAGUCGUGGUGCGCAACUUUACAGGGAAAAGAUUAAAUAUCUUGCAACACAAGCAACAAGGAAGCAUGGUACUGAUUUGUGGAUCGAUGGCUGUGGAAUUCCGCCUGUGUCACCCCAGCAAAAAGAGGAGGAUUUUUUUGCAUCACAUGCUUCUCUGAAGGUGAGUAGCACAGAAUGGGCAUCAUCAGAACCGGAGCCAGUUUUUCAAAAGGAGGGUUCUUCAGAAAUCAUUCCAGAAUCUAAUGAAGGUGAACCAGACCAUGGACCAAGUGUUGAUUGCCUUAGUGUCUCACCAAAAGCUGCAUUAGAGGGCACCUCCAUUAUGAAAAAGAAGCCAAAUCAAGCUAAAAAGGGGCUUGGUGCCAAAAAAGGUGGCUUGGGAGCCCAGAAAGUGAGCAGCAAGAGUUUUAAUGAGAUUGAAAAGCAAGCACAAGCUGUAGAUAAAAUGAAGGAACAAGAAGAUCUACAUGUCAGUAAGAGAACUGAGAGGGAAGAACCAUUUGUAUCAUCUUUACGAUUGGCCUACAAGGAUCUUGAAAUUCAAAUGAAAGAAGAAAAGUUAAAUAUAGCUGGUAAAAAGAAAACUGAAGUAGACAGACUUGGCAUGGGAUUUGGUAGCAACAGAAGUGGCAUUUCCCAUUCAGUAAUCUCAGACAUGCAAAUGAUAGAACAAGAAACACCCACAACUGCAAAACCAAGAAAAAAAUACAACGAUGAAGAUGAUUCUUAUUUUUCUUCCUCUAGUUCAAGGUACUUUGAUUCUGCAGAGUUGAGGAGCAGCACUUUUUCUAAAUGGGAUGACAAUACAGAUUCCUUUUGGAAGAAAGAGAGCAGUAACAGAGACACUGACACAUUUCUAACUUCAAAAAUUACAGACUAUGCAGACAGGCCUACAUCUCGUCGUAAACCUGAAUAUGAGCCACCUUUAAGCACAGAUGAGGCACAAAAAAAAUUUGGCAAUGUCAAAGCUAUUUCAUCAGAUAUGUAUUUUGGAAAGCAAGACCAUAGCGAUUAUGAAGCUAGGGCUCGUCUAGAGAGACUUUCUGCAAGUUCCUCCAUAAGUUCAGCCGACUUGUUUGAAGAACAAAAGAAGCAACCAGCAGGAAAUUACAGUAUUGCAAAUGUCUUGCCUUCAGCUCCUGAUAUGGCUCAGUUUAAACAAGGAGUGAAAUCAGUGGCUGGAAAACUUUCUGUUCUUGCUAAUGGAGUCAUGACUUCUAUACAGGAUCGAUAUAGUUCUUAACCAGUUGCAUAUCAUCAUAAUUAAGUACACUAAAGAAGAAUUUCUCUCCAGAUAUGCCAGUGAUCGCAUUGCUGAUUGAAAUGAAGGCUGCCUUAAGGCUCUAGAAUAUUUUGCAAGUUGUUUUGCCAUUUUUGUUUACCAUGUUACUUUCUGGUUCUUGGAAUUUUUUGACUGUCACUUUAUUUUUAUGUAGCAAAAACCUUGUAGUAACUUGUUUCAUCACUUAUGCUUUUGUUCCUUUAUAGUGUUGUAUCUUCCACUGUCCUUAGUGUAACAUACAGUACAUCUUUUUUUUUUUUUUCUCCCUCCCACCCCCCAAGUUGGCUGUGGGGCAGGGAAGAAAAAGGUGGCUAGAUAGACGCUUUACAUGGAAAGAUGAGAUUACUGAUCUGAAUCUCUGCAUCUGUAGUCAUAAACCUCAGGUGCCACAUGUAUACAGAGUUUGGCUGCUGACAUUUUUUUGUGGCCUGUAGAAACGAAAUCUUAAUUUAAAAAAAUCAUUCAUUGAGAUGGUAUUUAGUGUAUUAUAGCAAAAUAUAGGACUUGAUUAGGACCUUUGCUUGUCAGGAAAUAGAAGCUCUUGAAAUUCAUGUUGUUCAGCAUUAAAAUGACAAGCGAAUAUUACCUUUAGAGCAUUAUUUCCUCUAGAAAAUAUUUUGUUUAGGGUGAGGUAUGAGAUAUAUAAAUACUCAGAGUAUGUAAGGUGGUAAACUUAAUUUUGUUAUGGGAUCUAUCUAUUUAUUCAUAACUUUGAGAAUUAUUAAAAAAUUGCAAUAUAGUCUCCUUAAGUGCUUUUAAACAAUCAGUAUCGUGUACAAAAUGAACAAAAUUCAAGUAUACAUAAUUAUAGGGACAAAUAGAGUAGUUUAAUUGACUAUUUAGUUUUGUUAAGUAUUUUUAGAACAAUCUUAGUUUUUUGAUAAAUUACGAAAUAUGUGAAUAAGAAAAUAUAGUGGGGCUGUGUUUUAGACAGCCUGCAAUUUGCCAUUGACAAAGUAUAUUGCAAAUUUUGUGGAUCUAAAAAAAACCCAAAAUGAGUUUCCAAUGGAUUCUGUUCUAUAGCUUUAUUUCUUAAACAAAUCUCAAAUUUGUAAACUGCUAAAACCUAAUAAAAACAAUUGAAAUCA